AAAAAAAAAAGCCGUUGUUACCAGCUACCCGGAAUCUGCGUUUUGCACCAUGGUUCAAGUUAUUUCUUUUCGUGCUGGUUGGCGAACGCCUUUCGAAGCUUUCCACAGGGCCAGCGUGCGAGGCGCCCAUUGAUAUUCCGUUUAGAUGCAUGAAAGGUUGAGCCGCCCAGCUGCCGAGCCAGCUUUAAAUUAAUUUCGCAUCCCAAGACCCCAGCAUCCCAUUUCCGGUUGGCGCUGGCAGUAUCAGACGCUAAGAUCAAAGAAGCAAUCUUCUAGAAGCUGACAUUCGUGGAGACCUCGGGAAGAACUGGUCAAAGCGGUCCUUUUCGUGAUGGGAUGAAGGCUGCGGCGUGGCAAACAAGGAAGAGGCGUGGGAAAUAGGGGCUCGAUUUUCCAGGUUAUUCUUGUCAGAUAUCAACCCAAGAACAAGGGAAGUGACGGUUGCGAGUGUUGGGUUUCUCGUUUCAUUGACUUUCAGAAACAGUGUUGUAAGGGCCUUGAAGACUCUUUGCCCAUGACCGACGCGCUAUGCUCAAGCUGAAGGGAAGGCGGUCGAUAUGGGAUGAACCUGCAGCUCUCACGCGAUGUGUGGCUCCCCGCCAUCAUCUGAGCCUGUACGAUCUCCGUUCAGCGCCUCUCACAGCGGGCCUCGUUCUUGGCACUCUUACGCGCCACACCGCUCAAUGCCUGAUAGAGACUAGGGUCCCCAGCACUUCAGUUGGUGAUCACUUCGGUUGUUGAUGUUCCACAAGAACAAUCCUCUGUAAAAGACUCCAGUUUCGAUAACCCUGGCAGCCUCGCGAGCCAGCCUUGUUACUAUAACCUGAAUAGUGGCAUAAAACGACGACAUGGCGUCGUCCGCUAUUCCGCUAGAGCGUCUCGGAGGUCAUGCGUUCAACCACAGGACCAGUGUAGAGUUGGAGGAAGAGUAUGAUCGUUUGAGAGAUCUGGCUCGGGCAGAGGCAGAGAAGAAGAAGUCAUGCUUUGAUCGGGCUCAUGAAGCAUAUGAGCGUGGGGAUGGCGCCGAGGCAAAGUCUUUGUCGAACGAGGGCAAACGCCAUCAAGCGAAGCAGGCCGAGUAUAACAAACAGGCUGCCGAAUUCAUCUUCCGGGAGAACAACGCCAUGGGCCGGAUAGCUGAGGAUACCAUCGACUUGCAUGGUCUGUUUGUUGAAGAGGCAGAGGAUAUCCUUGAAGCCAGAAUCCGUGAUGCUCAGGCUCGCGGUCAGUCCCACUUGCACGUCAUUGUCGGGAAGGGCAAUCACUCAACUGGGGGGGUCCGAAAGAUUAAGCCGCGUGUUGAGCAGCUCUGCCGAGAACUCGGUCUAGACUAUGCCACAGAGGAAAACGAGGGGCGUAUCUAUGUUGAUCUCGGUGGCAACCGUGUCGAGGCUCCUCCCCCUCUGCCCCCACAGCCAGAUGGGCACCAGUCGCACAGCCGUCCUCAGAAGAGACCGCAUCGGCCCCGGCCAGAACAGCCCCAGCGUCCACAACGCCCUGAAGAGCCGGAGGACGAUGGCAUCUUCGGCUGUAUCAAGGCCUGUUGUACGCUUAUGUAGGGCCAAAAGUUGGAGAUGUCGUUUGUUCCCUUGGGGGGGCUUGUGUGUAUUGUUGGAAUGAAAGUAUAUGGGAUACGAUGUGAAUGACUGCAUUGGAAACACAAAGGAAUCUGGUAUAUAUAUCGAUAUGUCUUUGGCAAGUUGGUCUGUUGGUCUGGUCAAAUUUCAGGAUAAAGGGUUUGAUGACUGAACCGGGCUGAAGUGGGCUUUUUUGAGUUCGCUGGUGGCCGCCUCGCACUACAGAAAACACAGUAAAAGCUCAACAAUUGUUUGAAAUCUGUUUGGACAUAUCAU
This is a messenger RNA of Podospora pseudocomata, 1853 nucleotides long. RefSeq lists its product as uncharacterized. The transcript is spliced from 3 exons. NCBI's taxonomy places the organism in Eukaryota, Fungi, Ascomycota, Sordariomycetes, Sordariales, Podosporaceae. The record is from RefSeq and is a predicted model, not a curated record. The coding region runs from base 849 to 1559 and encodes 236 amino acids.